Lytechinus variegatus (green sea urchin) is the source of this 2229-nucleotide messenger RNA. Its product is annotated as spindle assembly checkpoint kinase-like. Gene Ontology annotation, biological process: protein phosphorylation. Lineage: Eukaryota; Metazoa; Echinodermata; Echinoidea; Temnopleuroida; Toxopneustidae. Gene Ontology annotation, molecular function: ATP binding; protein kinase activity. The transcript is spliced from 11 exons. The record is from RefSeq and is a predicted model, not a curated record. Bases 303 to 2099 code for a protein of 598 amino acids.
UUGAUCGUCUGCGUGUCUCUGUACUGUGUGGGUGAAUUCGAACUCUACGAGUGUUAUGUGUACAGCGUAUAUCAUUAGUCGCGUGCCGUGCUAAAUACAGACGCGUGUCUGCAGCUUUUUUUUUGUACUUUGUAUGCACAAUUAACGGCCUUUACAUCGUGCAUUCUCGAGCGACCAGGCAUCAAGUACGGACGGCCUGCUGUCAGCUCUCUUUUCAUUUUUUAACAUUAGUUGUAAAUUAUAUCUACAAGUAUUUCCAAAGCUUGAUUCCUCUUUAUUUUCUUGGAUUAAUCACUACCACCAUGCAACCAAAGGAACAUAUAGCACUGAUCAUGGAACAACUGCACAAGACACUUUUACUAAGAGCAAAGCACUGCUAUACACGACAGCUCGUGUCUCCAGCGAAGCGAUGUGAUUUUUGCAAGAAAUCAAUGUUUGUAAUGACUCUACGCUGUAAGGAUUGCAGAGUAAGAUGUCAUCGUCGCUGUGCACAACAAGCAGCCAAGCUCUGCGAACUCGCCGCUAAACACACGUUUAUAGCGACAGGUCCAGAGAGUAGGAACAGUGUACCAACUUGCCACGCAGCACUGGAAGCAACUCGAAGACAUCAAUCAGUUAACUCGACCCCUCUACAGUCUAAUCGCAGGAAGAGUUCAACUGAUUCCUUCCGAGAAAUCGAGUCCCACCAGUCCACAUUCAGCGUAAGACGUUCUACCGCCCGUCAACGCCUCAGUACCACUGACAGUGUCCACAAGGAAUACUCCCUUGGACAUGUCUCAAGGUCAACGCUAUCAUCCCAUUCUUCAAACAGGUCUUCGGUAUCCGGAUACUACUCGCUUGAAUCCGAUGUAGGCCUUCUCUCCGAAUGCGACACACCAAAAGAGAUCAGUGUUUUUGAUAGUUUGGGCCCGGAUGAGGUCACGUUACCAAACCCUUCCUUGAUCUCUCGCGCUCGCAGACACGAAGCAUGGGUAUCCACCAAGCCCUCACCUGGAUCAACAUCAAUGGAUUGUCCAGCCCAUGGUAACUGCGAGUCUGGAUUCGAGACUAACACAAUCGUGUCACAGGGUGGAGGUUCACUCGUUGCGACUUGGCCCCUGGACCGGAAAUGCAUCCUUUGUUCCCACAUUCCAGAAAAUAAUUGCAACUCUAAUGAUGAGAUAGUAUCAGAUGAAAGUUGUUCCCUUCAUUACGAAGCUCGCAAAGAAGGCCUUAGUGAAUGGACCAUACCACAUGACAACCUAAAGUACGGCAGAUGCAUAGAAAGAGGCAAAUUAGGAAGCACAUUCAAGGGCCAUUGGCAUGGUGAGGUCCUGAUACAGACGAGGAAUUCUAAUUCGACCGACAUCAAUGAUUUCUUGGACGAAGUCGACGUAUUAAGUAAGAUACGACAUGAAAACAUUGCUCUCUUUAUGGGCGCCUGCGUAGAACCUGGUCAUCUGGCAGUCGUCAACAGCAUACACAAGGGCCCAUCUCUCUAUCAUCAUCUUCAUGUUCAACGAAGAAAGAUCUCAUUUAACAUACCAAAGAUCGCCCGUCAGAUCGGCCAGGCUAUGGGUUACCUUCAUGCUAAGGGAAUCAUCGUUGGACAUCUAUCAUCCAGAUGCGUCUAUCUCGAGUCAAAGGUCAAACUUUCGAUCACAAGGGUCGAUACCAGUGACGUCACAUGUCAAAGAUCCAAUCACGCAUGUCUACCGAGGGGAAAGCUGAAUUAUCUUGCCCCUGAACUCCUGGGUACUGCUCGUGUAAUUCCACCCGAACUUAUCACUCGCACAGAACAGACACAUAGCACUGACGUCUAUGCUUUCGGAACAAUCCUAUUCGAGAUAAUAGCUGGUCGAUGGCCUCUGCAAUACGCAUGCUCAGAAAGCGUCAUCUACCAGAUAUGUUCAGGGAAACGAGACGACUUCAGAAAGGUCUCGUGUUCAUCAAGCAUCAAGAAUCUUAUUCAGGAAUGUUGGUCACAUGACCCAUGUGAGAGGCCGUCAUUCCAGCACAUUGUCAAGGAACUAAAGAAAAACGUUUCCCUAGGUAACAUGAAACACAGUUUAUCCGAGCCGGAUAACCUCAACCGACUUGGAACCGGACUAUUUCGAUGAGCAACUAAAUAAGAAUAGGACGUAAUGAAAACCGAGAACUAGCCAUUACAAUUAACCGAACCAUUGUACAUGUUGGAAGUAACCAUGCCAACCGAAUCGGCUUGCUGCUCGCGCACAAGUCGGUUUGAUA